Molecule: messenger RNA, 994 nt
Organism: Mercurialis annua (annual mercury)
Lineage: Eukaryota; Viridiplantae; Streptophyta; Magnoliopsida; Malpighiales; Euphorbiaceae
Exons: 6
Coding region: 68-550 (160 amino acids)
Biological process (GO): translation
Cellular component (GO): large ribosomal subunit; ribosome
Molecular function (GO): structural constituent of ribosome
Source: RefSeq, a predicted model, not a curated record
AUUAAAAGGGUAUUUCUGAUUUCAUUGUUACGGUUCUGUUUGCGGUUUGUAAUUUGUGUGUAAAAAAAUGACAAAAUUCAGGAAGCUAAACCGGCCAACCGGUCACCGGAUGUCCAUGCUCAGAACAAUGGUUUCCCAGUUAGUGAAGCACGAACGUAUUGAAACCACUGUUGCCAAGGCAAAAGAAAUUCGGCGACUUGCCGAUAAUAUGGUACAGCUUGGGAAAGAGGGAACACUUUGUGCUGCAAGGCGCGCUGGGGCUUUUGUUAGAGGGGAUGAUGUAAUUCACAAGCUUUUUACAGAACUAGCUUACCGUUACAAAGAUAGAGCAGGUGGCUACACAAGACUGCUUCGGACACGUAUAAGAGUUGGUGAUGCGGCACCAAUGGCAUACAUUGAGUUUAUUGAUAGAGAAAAUGAGCUUAGGAAGUCAAAACCACCAGCAUCUCAACCUCCACAGAGAGAUCCUUUGGAUCCAUGGACACGAUCUCGGCUUAGCAAACAGUUUGCACCUCCUAAAGAAGAAAAGCCUUCUGAGCCUGAGAUUUGAAGUACAAGUCAUUCGAAGCUCCUUUUUGCAGGAUUGAGUUUCUUCAAAGUUAUCAGCUUAUACAUCUACACCGGUCAAACUUGUCUAUACCAGUGUGUGUGGAAUUUCCUGGUGUAGCAAUCUCAUAAAUAACUAAUGAUUUCCGCCCUUCUGCGAGAACAUUAUGAUUCAUUCACGGAUCAAGACAUGCCUUCCCUCUUACAUGUCAGGUGCAUUUUCUCGAAGGUGAAUGUCUUCCUGAUUGUUUUAGAUUUAUUUUGAGCAUUGCUUUAUUUAUAUUUUUGUCUAAUUAAGUCGCUUUACCAGCUUAGGAAAAAAACUUAAAUCUGCUAACAGGGAUUUUGGCAGCAAGCACUUAUACUAGUUUUGACUCAGAAUGAAACAUAAAUUUUGAAAGAGAUUGCUUGUAAGAAAAUAAUUAUUGUGUUGCUUGUUACUUGUCUA